This is a messenger RNA of Cercospora beticola, 618 nucleotides long. Lineage: Eukaryota; Fungi; Ascomycota; Dothideomycetes; Mycosphaerellales; Mycosphaerellaceae. The record is from RefSeq and is a predicted model, not a curated record.
GCGGCAUCGAAAUCGAAUCGAAUAUCAUCAAUAAUACAGCCUCAGACCGUCAACAGCCGCCGUAUGUGUCCAAUUCUCCAAGUACCCGAGCCGCAGAUGCGAGAAUGCGCCGCCAGCCUCUCGCUUGUUGGCGAGCCCGGCUCAAUGUUACACUGCAGCAUUCAGCUGGCUCAGAAGUUUGAUUGAAAGAAGCUGAGAUGUUUACAACACUACAACGACAAGACAGUCGGCCGACAGAAAUGGCUGCAUCAUUAUAUCUGGACAGACUCUCGCUCCUUCUAGGGGGGGACGCCUAUGGGCUGCUAUUCUCGGAGUAUGCCCGAAAGCCCGAGAUUUCAGUGGCAGAAGACUAUGGGAAACCGUGCAUCUAUCCUUUGUACCGCACGUCUGCGCCGGCUAUCGAUUCCGGCGUCAUAUUUGUACAGAACAUCGAUCUGGACAUGAUCAGCGCUUUUGGCACGCACUACGAUAUCGAGCCAUUGUUCUUUGCUCAUCACGCACUGCGGGUACGAGAGUAUAGAAGCGACAUGAGUAGUGAAGAGAGAUUCUCUUUUCUGUGAGUCUGUGUGCACACCAGUCACCCCAACGACACUUGUCUCGCCUUUCAAGAUCACCGAG